CGAGGUUGCUAUUAUAUAGGGAGCACUAGUGUCGCCGGAUGCAGCUGCAGGUUAGGCUCGCCAACUUUCCCACAUACAAAUUGGCUAAUUUGUGAGAAAUACGAAAAGCGUCUUCUAAAUGUACAAUUAUUCAUAAUCUAUAAUUAUAAGAAACCUCUGAAGAAAGCGCGAACAUAGGCAUUAUCUUUUGUUACAUGCGCCUGCUUUCGACCCGCGAACUCACGCAGCAGUCGCGCACAUUUAAAGUAUCGUUGGCAGCAGUUCGUGUUUUAGUUUAUGUAAAGAAGGUGAUGCAGCAGAGAGCGCCACCGUAAUGGUCUCCACCAAGUUAUAUGGGAGUUAUAGGGCCCUGGUUCUCACAGAUUCCGGAGAAGGGGUGUUUGGAAUUUGAAAAGUAUAUUUUGUUACAAGGGACCGAAUGGAAUCAUAUUCUUCUAGUAUGAAUACUAGCGGUCUGUGAUGUACCCCCCGUUUGAAACGUUGACAAUCUUCCCUUUUGUUGCCGUUCUAACUUGUGUCAAGUUUUUAUUCUUUCUGACAACAUGCCUAGGCUUAGGAGAUGUUGGGUUCCCAAAUGUAAGAAUAACAAUAUGGAAAGAGCAAAAUUCACAAGACUGUUUACGUUUCCACGAGAUGUUGAAAGACCCUUCCCCGAGUGAUGGAGCCACUGUCUUCAAGGAUCUUUUUGCUAAUCAUGAUCCACUUCAUCCACAAAAUCAAGAUCUACCAGAAUUCCAACAACAUGCACCUUUUGCAGACACACGUGAGGAUAGUAAUGAAUUCAACCCAUUUGGUGGUGAGGAAGAUAUUAAUUUACAAAUUUCUGAUCAACUUUAUCCAAAGGAUCAAGAUACACCAGGCCUACAGGAGCAUUCUCCUGUUGCAGACACACAUGAGGAUAGUGAAGAAUUUAAAUUAUUUGUUGGUGAGGAUGAUAUUAAUUUACAAGAAAUAGUUGAUCCACCAUAUCCAAAGGAUCGAGAUACACCACACCUACAGGAGCAUUCCCCUGUUACGGACACAUAUGAGGAUAGUGAAGAGUUCAAAUUAUUUGUUGAUUCUGCAAUAAUUGAUCAUGAUUACUUUGCUACUUCAGUUCCUAGCGAUUUGCAUGUUGCAGAAGACGACGUUAGAAGAGGGAAGAAAGAAAAACAGAAAGCUUUGGUAGAGUCAACAGAUGUCACCUGUGACGCCACAGAACAGCAGGAAAUGGGGGUGGAGGGAGAUGAAGAAUGGCUGAUACCACCGGAGCAAAAGAAGAAAGAGGCAAGAGAAGAAAAAAGAAAAGAGAAAUAUUUUGAAUAUUGA
This is a messenger RNA of Gryllus bimaculatus (two-spotted cricket), 1308 nucleotides long. The record is from the annotation of a GenBank genome assembly. Lineage: Eukaryota; Metazoa; Arthropoda; Insecta; Orthoptera; Gryllidae.